UUCUCUCUUUAUCUAAUCCACAAACAUCUUCACACGCGCAAUCUCACCUUGGAAUGGCUGCAUCCAUGGCGCAUUGCGUUUCCUGCUACGGACUAACGGCCAAGCUGAAUACGCUCAACCUCUCUACCGCUCCAAAUGCUGCAUUCAAGCCACUCAGCUUCUCGUCCAACACUUGUACCCUCAGUCUUUUCUCAAGAGGUUUGGUGUCGGUCUGCCCGGUGCAAUUGAGCCCUAAACGGCGCUCGAUUGUGUGCGAAGUGGGGACGAAGAAGGCGGAUUCGGCGGCAAAGAGGGCUCGCCAAGCGGAGAAGAGGCGAAUUUACCACAAGGCUAAGAAAUCCGAAGUUAGGACCAGGAUGAAGAAGGUUCUUGAAGCACUUGAAGUUCUGGUGAAGAAGCAAGGGGUUGAGGCCGAGGAAAUUCUCCCAAUUGAGAAGUUGAUCGCUGAAGCAUACUCCGCAAUUGAUAAAGCUGUGAAAGCAGGAACCCUCCACCGGAAUACUGGGGCAAGGAGAAAGUCCCGGCUUGCUAGGAGGAAGAAGGCGGUUGAGAUCCACCAUGGCUGGUACACGCCUUCUCCGUCUGAAGCCACAACGGUGUAAUGUCCAUUCCUUGUUUAGUUAAUUUGUUGUAUAUCUCCAGCACGAAACAGUAGGUGAACUUUUCUCUGUUCUGCACUGCCUGUGUCUGAUAUGUGAUUUAAUAUUAAUUCCACCAUUGUCACUCA
Molecule: messenger RNA, 727 nt
Organism: Salvia hispanica
Lineage: Eukaryota; Viridiplantae; Streptophyta; Magnoliopsida; Lamiales; Lamiaceae
Gene: PRPS20
Product: chloroplast 30S ribosomal protein S20
Biological process (GO): translation
Cellular component (GO): ribosome; small ribosomal subunit
Molecular function (GO): structural constituent of ribosome; small ribosomal subunit rRNA binding
Source: RefSeq, a predicted model, not a curated record